Messenger RNA from Aspergillus japonicus CBS 114.51, 1764 nucleotides. Its product is annotated as DEAD/DEAH box helicase. Gene Ontology annotation, cellular component: nucleus. The coding region runs from base 1 to 1764 and encodes 587 amino acids. Gene Ontology annotation, molecular function: ATP binding; RNA binding; RNA helicase activity. The transcript has 9 exons. NCBI's taxonomy places the organism in Eukaryota, Fungi, Ascomycota, Eurotiomycetes, Eurotiales, Aspergillaceae. The record is from RefSeq and is a predicted model, not a curated record.
AUGGCGGAAUUCAAUAUGUCUUCGUUGGGUUCCGCGCUCGACGAUGUGACAAACAGUCAGGACAACAAAGAGAACGACGCGUCCAACCUCGCCCGCGCAAAGGGGUGGGUGGCUCCAGAGAGCUAUGACUAUGACAAGUACACUGCUACUCCCGCUCCUGAUCAACCCGCUGGCGACGCUGGUGACGGUCAGCUCCCCGAGUGGGCGGCAAAUGCAGCCAAAUAUGAAUGGAAGGACGAGUAUGGUGAUGUAGGCCCGGAGAUACCUGAGCUUGAGGAACAACUGUUCCGAAACGAAUUCAUCAACCGGGCUGGUCUGAAGAUUGGAAAUCUACAAAAGAUUGAGGUCAUCGCCGAGAGUCGUGAAAGACCCAACCCUGUGAGAGACUUCAAUGACGCUGGUCUGCAUCCGAUCAUGCGCAAGAAUAUUGAACUCUGUCGUUACGCACACCCAACACCCAUCCAGGCGUAUUCGAUCCCAGCAGUUAUCACUGGACAUGACCUGAUUGCCAUUGCCCAGACUGGUUCCGGAAAAACUGCGGCUUUCCUCAUUCCCGUCCUGUCCCAGCUGAUGGGUAAGGCCAAGAAGCUCGCCGCUCCUCGCCCUAAUGUGGCUGCUGGUUACAAUCCUGCCACGGAUGCUGUCCGGGCUGAGCCGUUGGUCCUCAUCGUCGCUCCGACCCGUGAGCUUGCAACUCAGAUCUUCGACGAGGCAAGACGCCUAUGUUAUCGGUCUAUGUUGCGGCCUUGUGUGGUCUAUGGAGGUGCGCCAUUCCGUGAUCAGCGGGACGAGCUGCAGCGUGGCUGCGAUAUCCUCAUUGCCACACCUGGAAGACUCCUUGACUUCAUGGAUAGGCCUCACAUGCUUUCGCUUCAUCGUGUCAAGUACACUAUCAUCGAUGAAGCCGAUGAGCUUCUACAAUCUGAUUGGGAGUCGGAUUUCAACAAGAUAAUGUCAGGAGGAGAUGUGAACGAGGAUGCUGACCAUCGAUACAUGAUGUUCUCUGCGACCUUCAACAAGGCUUGCCGUGAGCUGGCUCGCAAGUACCUCGCAGAUGACCAUGUUCGCAUUCGCAUCGGACGCCCUGGUAGCACUCACAUCAACGUGCAGCAGAACCCACAGAUCAUCUUUGCGGAGCGGCACAUGAAGAAGCAGUGUCUCUAUGAUCUUCUGCUCUCCAUGCCCCCUUCCCGGACCCUGGUGUUUGUUAACUCGAAGACCCAGGCCGACCUGUUGGAUGAUUACCUGUUCAAUAUGGGCUUGCCAAGCACUUCGAUCCAUGCCGAUCGUACUCAGCGUGAGCGUGAAGAUGCAUUGCGUGCUUUCCGCAUGGCCAAGUGCCCCAUUCUCGUGGCCACCGGUGUCUCGGCUCGCGGCCUUGAUAUCAAGAAUGUCAUGCAUGUCAUUAACUUUGACCUGCCUCGUGCCCAGCACGGCGGCAUCACUGAGUACAUCCAUCGUAUUGGACGCACCGCUCGCAUUGGGAAUGAAGGCCUGGCGUCCUCAUUCUACAACGAGGACGAUGUGGAACUUGCACCUGACCUUGUCAGCAUCCUUCUUGAGAGCGGCCAGAAGGUUCCUGACUUCCUUGAGUCUUACAAGCCUAUUGACAACAAGAUCGACUUCCAGGACGAUACCGAUGAUGAGGAUAACGGUGACGGCAACGCUGGAGAUGACGCUGGUGCAGCGUGGGAAGGUAUACAGAUGGAUGACAACGAUGCUGGCAACGCGCCGCAGGCAUCAGACACCGACUGGGGCUUCUAA